AUGUCGUGGCUCUUCGGCAUCAAGGGCCCCAAGGGCGAGGGCGCGGGGCCGCCGCUGCCCCUGCCGCCCGCGCAGCCCGGGGCCGAGGGCGGCGGGGAGCGCGGCGCGGGGGCGCCGGCGCCCAAGGACAAAUGGAGCAACUUUGACCCGACGGGCCUGGAGCGCGCGGCCAAGGCGGCGCGCGAGCUGGAGCACUCGCGGCACGCCAAGGAGGCGCUGAGCCUAGCGCAGAUGCAGGAGCAGACGCUGCAGCUGGAGCAGCAGUCCAAGCUCAAGGAGUACGAGGCCGCUGUGGAGCAGCUGAAGAGCGAGCAGAUCCGCGUGCAGGCGGAGGAGCGGAGGAAGACGCUGAGCGAGGAGACGCGGCAGCACCAGGCUAGGGCCCAGUACCAGGACAAGCUGGCCCGGCAGCGCUACGAGGACCAGCUGAGGCAGCAGCAACUCACCACCGAGGAGAGCCUGCGCAAGCAGGAGGAGUCAGUGCAGCGGCAGGAGGCCCUGCGGCGAGCCACGGUGGAGCGGGAGCUGGAGCUGCGGCACAAGAACGAGAUGCUGCGGGUGGAGGCCGAGGCCCGCGCGCGCGCCAAGGCCGACCGCGAGAACGCCGACAUCAUCCGGGAACAGAUCCGCCUGCGCGCCGCCGAGCACCGCCAGACCAUCCUGGAAUCCAUCAGGACGGCCGGCACCCUGUUUGGGGAAGGAUUCCGCGCCUUCGUGACGGACUGGGACAGAGUGACAGCCACGGUGGCCGGGCUGACUCUGCUGGCCGUCGGGGUCUAUUCCGCCAAGAAUGCCACAUCUGUCGCGGGGCGCUACCUGGAGGCCCGGCUGGGGAAGCCCUCCCUGGUGAGGGAGACCUCGCGGAUCACGCUGCUGGAGGCUCUGCGGCACCCGGUGCAGGUCAGCAGACGGCUGCUCAGCAAGCCCCAGGACGCGCUGGAGGGCGUUGUGCUCAGUCCCAGCCUGGAGGCCCGAGUGCGGGACAUCGUGAUCGCCACGCGCAACACGCGCCGGAACCGCAGCCUGUACAGGAACAUCCUGAUGUACGGGCCGCCGGGCACCGGCAAGACGCUGUUCGCCAAGAAACUGGCACUGCACUCGGGCAUGGACUAUGCCAUCAUGACGGGCGGGGACGUGGCCCCCAUGGGGCGGGACGGUGUGACCGCCAUGCACAAGCUCUUCGACUGGGCCAGCACCAGCCGGCGGGGCCUGCUGCUCUUCGUGGACGAGGCCGAUGCCUUUCUCCGGAAGCGCGCCACGGAGAAAAUCAGCGAGGACCUCCGGGCCACCCUGAAUGCCUUCCUGCACCGGACCGGCCAACACAGCAGCAAGUUCAUGCUCGUCCUGGCCAGCAACCAGCCCGAGCAGUUUGACUGGGCCAUCAACGACCGCAUCGACGAGAUGGUGCGCUUCGCCCUGCCGCGGCACGAGGAGCGGGAGCGCCUGGUGAGGAUGUACUUCGACAAGCACGUCCUCAAGCCGGCCACGGAGGGCGCAGGGCGCUUGAAGCUUGCCCAGUUUGACUAUGGGCAGAAGUGCUCCGAGGUGGCGCGGCUGACGGAGGGCAUGUCCGGCCGGGAGCUGUCCCAGUUGGCUGUGGCGUGGCAGGCCAUGGCCUACGCCUCUGAGGAUGGGGUCCUCACCGAGGCCAUGAUGGACGCCCGGGUCCAGGAUGCAGUCCAGCAGCACCGGCAGAAGAUGCAGUGGCUGAAGGCUGACGGCGGCGGGCCUGAGGGCAGCCCGUGCCCGGCCUGAACACGGCUGAGCAGACUCGGCCCCGACACCGGGCCAGGCGCGUCACCACGGAGCCCCGAGGCGCCUGGUCACUGGCGGGUGGUGGGCUCUGCAGUCCCACCCGGUGCACAGCUGGGGCGGCACCGGUCCCCAGGCCCCGGGAGGUGCCCACACUGGCCAGGUGCCCGCUGAGCCCCCACGGCUGACUGACCUGCCGUCGGGCGGCCUGGCCGCGGGUGGACCAGCAAGGCCGCGCCUGACCUUGCGCAGUUCCACCCCAGAGCGGGUGAGGGGGGCUCUGUGCUGCCCAGGGCCCCAAUUUGCCUGGGGGGGCAUUUCUGAAGCCUGAGACCCACUGGCCAGUGGGGGGGGGGCACCCAGAGGAGCCCCGGCUCCCCCAUGACUGGAGGUGGGGCCUUUUUAUCCAGAACCUAAUAAAAUCUGAUGUGAUGACUCAGUCUCUGUAUCUGCUCUG
Talpa occidentalis (Iberian mole) is the source of this 2209-nucleotide messenger RNA. RefSeq names its product ATPase family AAA domain-containing protein 3. Gene Ontology annotation, biological process: mitochondrion organization. Gene Ontology annotation, cellular component: mitochondrion. NCBI's taxonomy places the organism in Eukaryota, Metazoa, Chordata, Mammalia, Eulipotyphla, Talpidae. The record is from RefSeq and is a predicted model, not a curated record. Gene Ontology annotation, molecular function: ATP binding; zinc ion binding; ATP hydrolysis activity.